UUAAGCGGAAAGUAUUAGCCAAGUUAUUAACAAAAAAAAUUUAAGAACUGACAUUGCUAACAUAUCGCACAUCCGCUCAAAUAACGUCAUAACUCGAUAAAAUGUCAAAUGACUUUAAUUGUACCAUUCGUAUCAGAAUAACACAUACUUCAUGCUCAUAAAUCGUCAUAGACGUAGUUCAAUUAUUUGUCCCUAGAUGGCACUUGUGACGUUCUAUUGUUUACCGAAAGUUGUGCCGCGGCGAACAUAAACAGUGUCAUGUUACGACUUGCGCGAGGUGGUCAUACGGGCGUUGUUCAGUAAAAGUGAAUUGUGUCGAAUCAAGACAGUCUUUGUAAACGAGGUGUUAUUCGGUUUGGCGGUGUCACUUGUAACUAUGUCCAGAUCCAGAAAAAUAUUGUCAUUAUGUCUGGAACCCAAUGACCAUCAUAACACAGUAACUGAUGACUUGUCUAUUGUGGCGGAAGAUACGCAACCAAAAGAUGUAGAAGAAAAUUGUGACACGUCAAAUAAAGAGAAUACAUAUCAUAUAAAUGAACCUACUACACACAUUCCCAACUUACAGGUAGAAUGUAAUAGAAUAGAGAAUGAAGACUGUAAUUUGCAAGAACCCGAAUCUACGGGUGAAGAAACAGACGAUUCUGUUAAAGAUCGUGAUUAUAAAUUGUCUUCCAAAAAGCGUAGCAAGAAUUUAGUAGUUUCUCGUCAGCGAUCAUCUAGUACUUCAUCUACAAAUUCCUCUUCGUCUAGUUCAUCCUCAUCUAGUUCAUCUUCAUCUAGUUCAUCCUCUUCUGAUACUCCUUCGUCUAAUAGAAAUUCUCCAACAUCUACCUCUGUACUAUUGUCACUUAAUAAACAAACAAAUCAAGACAACAAUGAAUGCUUGCCUUCAACUUCCAAAGAAAUUAACUUAAAUAGUAUUCAUUCUCCAAUACCAAACGAGACCGUAGUACAGGGAAAUUUCAAUACACGUAAGAGACGCCGUGGAGAGGCACAAUGGAAGCAGAAUAUAACAAAAGUUUUACGAAACUCUGGAUUACCCUAUCAAACGAAGUCCGGACGAAAUAUUUCUAAGAAACAAAUGAAACCAAGUUGUGGAGAAGGUUGUAGACUUAAAUGCAGCUAUUUUCUUACCGAUGAAAUAAGAAUUCAAAUCUUUGAUUCUUAUUGGGCUUUGAAAGAUUUAGAGAAACAGAGACUAUUCAUUCACAAACACAUACAACAGAUAGAGAUAAAGUUUCGGUCUACCAAAGCACAGAAAAAUCGAAAAAUCAACUAUGCAUUUUACUUUGAGGUUGAAGGUUCAUUAAAAAGGGUUUGCAAAACAAUGUUUAAAAAUACAUUGGAUAUUAAUGAUAGAACAAUUAGAACUGUAACAGAGAAAUCUACUGGAGGAUUUUUGAAAGAAGAUGAAAGAGGGAAACACGGUAAACAUUAUACUGUAGGUGACACUAUAAAAAAUGAUAUAAGAAAUCAUAUAAAACGUAUACCGAAAAUUGAAAGUCAUUAUUUAAGAGCACAAACAACACGAGAAUACAUUGAUGGAGGAAAGACUAUAUCUGACUUACAUAGAGAUUAUGUGAAUGAAUGUAAACAAGAUGGACGCAACUUUGGAAACUACGUAAUGUACAGUCGUAUUUUUAACGGUGAAUUUAAUUUAGGAUUUUUUGUGCCAAAAAAAGACAGAUGUGAAUUAUGUGUAGCUUAUGAAAAUGCAGUUCCCGAAAGUAAACUGUUGCUCAAAAAAAAAUAUGAUGAACAUUUAGUGGACAAGGUUUUAUCCAGGGAAGAAAAAAAGCGAGAUAAAAUAGCCCUAAAAGAAAACAAAAACCUGAUUGUAUCUGUAUACGAUUUACAAGCAGUUUUACAGGUUUGA
Pieris rapae (cabbage white) is the source of this 1876-nucleotide messenger RNA. RefSeq lists its product as uncharacterized. The transcript has 2 exons. The record is from RefSeq and is a predicted model, not a curated record. The coding region runs from base 377 to 1876 and encodes 499 amino acids. NCBI's taxonomy places the organism in Eukaryota, Metazoa, Arthropoda, Insecta, Lepidoptera, Pieridae.